ACCCCGAAGGGCGAGGAUAUCUCCAGACGCCGGCAGCGUUGAAUGCGUACUUUCGCGGUGCCCUGGUGGCCAUGCAGCUAACACGCUUCAUGUUGAUAACCCUAUCCCAAAGCUCCUUUAACCACAUCUCGCCUCUCCCCUGCUAUUCUGCUUGUAGAUAUGUCUCCCAGUCUCCACACCACCGACAUUCGCCCCACACAAUUCUUCAUCACAAGUAUCAAUGUAGACCUGCUUGAGACUUCGAGAAGGCAGGUUGAAUACGUCGAACUUAGGGUGGGAAGCCGAACACUGGCAGUCCGUCAUGUACCCAUUCCCAGCAAGUCUCUCAGUGAAACCUUCAUUCCCGGCAUAGAGGUGUCGGAUGACGAGCAGUGCUUGGUUUCCGUUCAUUGUUGUCACCGUGUCAUCGGUAUCAUCGGUAUUAAUAAGAAGACCGUCGUGGAUCUCUCCUUUGCGCCGCAGGACAUAGCGUUGAGCCCAAACGCGAUAAGUGGAAAGAGAACCCUGCGGUUGGCGGAGGGGAAAUUGCAAGUUGUCGUCAGCGCCUCCGAAACACUUUAUCGGCCGGAAACAGGAAAGUUGAUCCCGUUUAGCGACAGCAUCCUCCGAACUUGUCCGAGAUUUCGACUACUCAUAAUGGGAAAGGAUGGAGUAGGAAAAUCGUCCUUGAUAGGCCGUGCAUUCAAGAUACGCAGUCUACGAUUCUACGAAGCAUGUCAACGCCAGGAUGGCAUUGACACCGAACUUAUCUUUCAGGAAAACGACAAGGUCGUUCUCCACAACAGUCGUAAUCCCGUACCGGGAACGAGUAAUAAUGUAGAGGCCUUCCUUGCACGGCGACGGAGUAUGCCUGACUUAAAGGACAGGGUUCAUGCUGUUUGGCUGUGCUUAGCGAUUCCUCGUGCCAACGAGCCCUUGUUUGAUGAGGACACGAAGAAAUUCAUUGAACGUCGGAGACAGAUUCUGGGUGACAUACCUCUGGUCAUCGUUUUUACCAAGCUGGAUUUAGUGGUUGGAGGAAUUGAGUAUGAAGCCUUUGGCAACGGGGAAGACCCAGAAGCAUGGUAUUUGGAAGAGCGCCUCCGUAAUGAACUGGAGAAGUCUUGCAUACAGCCCCUCCAGCGACUAGCUGGGACGGACAUACCGAACGUUGCUAUUUCAGUUCAGGAAGGUUACGAGAGCACCAUCGAGCAGCUGCUUGAGGUCACGGCCGGGAAGGUGGACAAGUAUGUUGCCAACGAGGCAGCAAUGGCCGCUCUUAUGGCUCAAAGGGCCAGUAUAUCUCUGAAGCUUAGCAAUUCUAUUUCUGCCGGAAAGAAGCGACAUUGGCGUGGGCUUGCCUCAGGCUCAAAGUUUUUGGGUUACACGCUGAAAGAUUGCUUGGAUGUGAUUCACACGGAAAUCGUCUCUUGCUGGAAUUUCGAGGACCCCAAUCGCUAUUUGGUUAGCGACCAGUUCAAGACGCUGAUGCUGAACGUGGUGGCAAACACUGAUACGAGAGAUUUUCCUGAUUCAGAUGUGGAGGAUGUUGGUUUCGGACUCGCUGUAGCAUCAGCUAUCAUAGGCAUCCGUGGGACAGCCGUUCGGGUCGUCUUGCCUAUUACAGCGAACAUCAUGUUAGUGGGAUGGGCGCAUGACUUGUACCAGUACUCUGGGACAGCGUCAUCCCAAUGCAUCGCAUACAUCGUGGACCUAACGGCCAUUAUGCAAAUACUCUUCCUUUUGAUGCCGCAAGGUCAUAUGACUAUCCCAACUAUCAAAUUAGCUAUCACGGCGUACAGCAUGGCUGGAAUCAAUGAAGUCCAUUCGCGCAUCAGGGACCACUAUGAGAACCCUCACAACGUUCUGGCACUGGGAGGCCGGGACCAUACGCUGGAGAUGAUUGUUCAGUUGAUAAAGGAAACCUCGAUCAAAUCAGAGGAGCUUGCUUCGCUGAGGGCGGGGCUUGGUGACCUGGGCAAGUUACAACGUGAUGAUCCCAGGUAUGGUUGGGAUGACGGUGACGAUUAACUUCGUCUAUAUCGACUUCUGGUUUCUGAUUACAAACGUGCGCUGGCCCUCACCUUUCUGUUGCUUGUCUUAACUAUAAAGAUUUGUAAUUUGUACCACACUAUGGUACUUCGUGAGUUCAAUGUCGACUACAGUGUAAAUAAACAUAUAAUAUGAUGCUCAGCAAGG
Molecule: messenger RNA, 2178 nt
Organism: Pisolithus orientalis
Lineage: Eukaryota; Fungi; Basidiomycota; Agaricomycetes; Boletales; Pisolithaceae
Exons: 16
Coding region: 160-2010 (616 amino acids)
Source: RefSeq, a predicted model, not a curated record